Molecule: messenger RNA, 1560 nt
Organism: Benincasa hispida (wax gourd)
Lineage: Eukaryota; Viridiplantae; Streptophyta; Magnoliopsida; Cucurbitales; Cucurbitaceae
Source: RefSeq, a predicted model, not a curated record
UCGGCUUGGCUCGAUUUAUUUGCCAUUGGCUUGGGCUUCCCCUUCUCUCUCUCUCUGUAACGCCCUUUCUCUCUCCCUGCCGUUUUCUUUGAGGUUCUCGAAGCUCUGUAAUCAUGCUCUGCGAAGGGGACGAAGCGGCUGAUCGAAAGCUGUAUCCCUGUAAAUCUCUGAACAUGAAUUCAACUCCGCUUUGUAACCGUUCGAAUCAGGUAGAUUAUUCUCGUUCCGGUUAUUAUAUUCCUCGUGAAUGUUCUAAAGCUCAAAUGCGUCUUCAAAAGAUUCUGCAUAUAAUUUCGUCUGUUCCUCGCCAAGAAUCAUCCGCGGAUUCGCAAAUCGGGAAAUUAGACUCCGAUAGAAACGUUAGCGGUGGAGGAGGGUUUUGUACUGAUUUCAAUCUGAGAUUCGGCGGGUUUAAGGCGGAAGAAUAUCAGGAAUCGGUAGCUUUUGUGGAGAAUGGAGGAGGCGGCGGUGGAAAUGGUUCGGUUGACGCGGUAUCUGUUGGUGGUUACGCAACGGAGAAAUGCUCAUAUGGCGAUGGUGAGAGCGCGAAAUGCUCUGAAAAAUACGAAGACGAAGAACACGAGAAGGAAAUUCCAGAACAUUCGAAGAUCGCUGAGAGCAGCAGAUUCGACGAAAACGAAAGCGAAAAGACAGUCGAAGAAGAAGGUAAAAAGGACAAACCCCCUGGGAGUUCCGAUGAUCGAAGCGACGAUGUUAAAGCCGAAACGGCGCCGUUUAACGGAGCGAAAUGCAAGAGCAGUGGCGAUUGUCUAGGUUUGCUCAUCGAAGCGGCGAGACUGAUAUUCGGAGACAUCGGUGAGAACGAAUUCGAUACUGAGUCAACUCAAGAAGAAAACGAGUCGAGCAGCGAGUUAGACAUGAAAGAUCCGAGUCGACUCGAGAAAGUAUUUUCAGAGUCGCAUUCAAGCGACUCGAAGAGGAAGCUAGAGGGAAAUUGGAUGGUGAUGAACUUAGUAAGAGACAUUGGCGACAGGUCGCCAUUGGUGAGAUCAAAGAGAGGAAGGAGCCAGGUCUUGCCAUGUCGUUAUAAAGACUCAGUUCUCGAGCCAUGGCGAUCCCAACCAUUGCCAAGCAAGGUCAAGGUCUCGAGGAGACAACGACGAUCGAGGUACCGCACGUAGAUCGAAUCUGAAACUGCAGAGAAACGAGAAGACUGAGAGAGAAUCUGUCAUUAAUGGUGAUUGUACAGUGCACGGUAAGAGCGCAGAACUGAUUUCAGAAGGUGGGUUUUCAUUUUAAUAAUGUCUUCUUCUCCUUUUCCCCCUUUGUUUCCCACUCUUUUUGUGGAGAAGAUGGAGAUAAUGAUGAAUGGUUGCGUAUCAAAAAUCCAAAGUAAUUGCUGUUAGCCUUCACUUCAUGCUAUGCUUCUCAUUUCUUAGGAAACAUAACUCAAUUUUCUCUCCCUAUGGUCAAAGUGGGAAACAGAUGUCAAACCUUAUAUAAGUUUGUAAUCAUAUGUUAAUUUGAGUGUAUAUUUUAGCCCUAAAUUUCGAAAGCCAAUCUGCAUAUUCUUUUAGUUCCCUGCAAUUAUAUACUAUU